Neolamprologus brichardi is the source of this 3936-nucleotide messenger RNA. The record is from RefSeq and is a predicted model, not a curated record. Lineage: Eukaryota; Metazoa; Chordata; Actinopteri; Cichliformes; Cichlidae.
GGCGCGUCAUGUGUGUUUGGAGUUUGACCACAAAAAACAGAGGACGUACGGAUUUCAGGGGGGGAUGGAAGAAUGAGUUGGGACUCUAAAUAGUGAACAAAUCGAGAUAUUCCCAGAAGCAAUUUAAUCUGGAGGGUUUAAUUAAACUGGUGUUGUCACUGGAAAGCCAUGGAUCCUUCGCUAACUGCCAGUUCAUCCGCCUCCAAACUGGACCCUUCGUCUCCUACCACCCUGAGACCCGGACCUUCCUCUCUCAGCUCAUCUGUUAACUCAACUACGACAAAUUCAAACUGGCCAAAUCCUAAACUCACAAUGCCAACACCUCCAGCAACACCCUCAUCUUCUCCCUCUACUGCUUCCCCUCGGACUUCUCCAAAUCCUCUUUACCGCUCUUCCUCCCUUUCCACACCGACAACCUCGUCUCUUCGGCAACCAAUCAGGAGCCUCUCCCAGGGGGGCAGAUCUCAGCUAAAUGCCGCGUCUACGGGGAAUCCCAUGACUGGAUCAUCAGCUGCUGGAGGUCCUGCAACAGUUCGACAGACUCCUCCCACACCAGAGCAAGAGGAGCCAGAGGAGGAGGUCAGUUUUGAGGAUUUGGAGGAGAGAGCAAAGUCAGGUGAUACCAAAGCACAGACUAAGAUGGGCCGCUACUUCCUGGCAUUGGCAGAAGAAAGCGAUGAAGAACUGAACAACUGCACAGCGGUCACUUGGCUCGUCCAGGCUGCUAAACGGGGCCGCAAGGAUGCGGUCAGACUGCUGCAGCAGUGUUUGGCCUCCAGGAAAGGCAUCACACUGGAAAACUUUGAGGAGGUGAAGAAGUUGUGUACAGAGACUCGUUUUGAGAGAGGAGUGAGGAAGGCAGCUCUGCUCAUGUACUGGAAGUUAAACCCAGAGAGGAAGAAGUCGGUGCCCGUUUCUGAGAUGCUAGAGAACGUUGAACAUGUUAACACAGAGCCGGACACACCAGUUUCCCCUGGUCCCCUAAACAGGUCUGCUAAGAAACAAAGGAGAGUCUUGGAGACUAUGGUCACCAGUGAGGCCAGUUCCCAUGUGGGUCUUGAUGACUUUGUUGAGAUGACCAAGAAGUACGCCCAGGGUAUUGCACCCUCACCAGUUAUGGCUGCUGCAGGAGGGGAUGAUGAUGACGAUGAUGAAAUAGUAGUGAAAAAUCCAGAUGAACUGCCCCUGCAUCAAAAGGUGGUUUGGGGGGUAGUGGUCUGCCUUUGUCAUCUUCUUUUCACGCUCUGCUCACGAGCGGGCAUGCAGUGGCUCAGCGCCCUGAUCCCCACCCACCACGUUAACGCACUUAUAUUCUUCUUUAUCAUCUCCAACCUCACAAUCGAGUUCUUCAUCUUCAUCAUCCCCCUGCUGGUUUUCUACCUCUCAUUCUUCUCGAUGAUCAUCUGCACACUGCGUGUAUUUCAGAAUUCUAAAGCGUGGGAACAUUUCCAGGCUCUGACAGACCUGCUUGCUCAGUUUGAACCUGGUCUCGACCUGGAGCAGGCUGAGACCAACUUUGGAUGGACGCACUUGGAGCCUUAUCUGUACUUCCUGCUCUCGGUGGUCUUUGUGGUUUUCUCCUUCCCUGUGGCUGAUAAAUCCUGGAUCCCCUGCUCAGAACUGGCUGCUGUUGCUCUUUUCUUCACCAUUACCGCCUUCCUCAGCCUUCAUGCCUCAGCUCAGCUCUUCGCUCGUAAAGCCCUCGUCACAGAGGUCCUCUCUGGAGCAUGCUCCCUCACUCAAUUCUUCCCGGAGUCCCUGUGGUUCCUCCGAAUGUUCGGGAAGACUUUCAUCACUGUGCCUCUUGGAGAUAUCGUGGCAUUAAACCUGGGGAUGCCAUGUCUGCUGUAUGGACACCUUGUCUAUCUCCUCUUCCGUAUGGCCCAGCUGAGAGGCUUUAAGGGCACCUAUCUGUGCUUGGUGCCCUACUUGGUUUGCUUCACUUGGUGCGAGCUUUGCUUGGUGUUCCUUAAUAAUGCCUCAGCAAUAGGACUCAUCCGCACAUGUGUGGGCUACUUCCUCUUCCUGUUUGCCCUUCCUAUACUUUCACUGGGUAUGGCUGCGAUGCUCAUCAUCCAGUUAGUGCAGUGGUUUCUCACCCUGGAGGUCACCAAGAUGGUGGUCACACUGACUGUUUGCUUUGUGCCGGUGGUGCUGAGGCUUUGGACUCGCUUCAGCCUCAACCCCAUCAAGGUGUUUCGGUCUUUGUCGCGGAGCAGUGUUGUCAAGCUCAUCCUGGUUUGGCUCAGUGCUGUGGUGCUCUUCUGCUGGAUGUACGUCUACAGGUCUGAGGGCAUGAAGGUGUACAACUCCACCCUGACGUGGCCUGAGUACAGCACCCUCUGCGGCCCUCUGGCCUGGAAGGAGUCCAACAUGGCCCAAACCCAGAUUCUCUGCUCUCAUCUGGAAGGACAUCGUGUCACUUGGACGGGACGAUUCAAAUAUGUCCGUGUGACCGACAUUGAGAACGGGCCGCAGUCGGUUAUCAACCUGCUGCCUGUAUUUGUAGGGAACUGGAUGCGGUGCCUGUACGGUGAGCCAUAUCCUCUGUGUGAUGACUUGAAGAAUGCGACCGCUGAGCCCCAGCCUCUGCCCGCCCCAGCUCCUCCUCCUGAAGAUCCCCUGUGUAAACUUAAAAAACUGGCAAAGCACGAAUGCCACAUCAAACGGUUUGACCGAUACAAGUUUGAAGUUACAAUGGGCAUGCCGCUCGAGAGGAAGACCAAGAACGGGACGAUCAUCGAGGAUGAAGACGCCACUAAGGACAUAGUACUGCGGGCUAGUAACGAGUUCAAGUCUGUGCUUUUACACUUAAACGCUGGCAGCCUGGUGGAGUUCAGUACCAUACUGGAGGGGCAUUUAGGCUCCAAAUGGCCUGUGUUUGAACUGAAAGCCAUUCACUGCAUGUCAUGCGGCGACGCCCGCCUUCCCAGCCGCAGGCAGUACAAGAUUGAACAUGACUGGAGGCGUACGGCUCAGAAUGCCCUCCAGUUCGGCUUUGACUUCUUCUUCAACCCCUUCCUGACUGCACAGCUCGGACAACACUCAGAGACGGAGACCGAAGCAGAGGUUGUGACAAAGCAGGGAGGAUAGACGAGAUGGUUGGGGGAUAACACUGUCAUCAGUGAAGAACACUAAUGAUUUUUACCCACUGAUCUUAAAAGAAUCGGACAGCAAUAUUUUUGAGUGUCUUACUGUAGAAAAGUAGACGGACCUUCAGACAUGUGAUCUAUCUACUGAGUGAGUGAGUGUGUGUUUGCAUUCUUAUAGCUUUUGAGCCAAAAUGUGUGAUUACAUAUAACGAAGAAACAGUUAAUGCUAAAAAACAAGAAGCACACAACAAUGUGGUUUUUAAGUACUUUACUGCCAAACGCCACAUAAGGAAAAACGUCAUGUAAACCUCGCUGUGUUCAGCUUGUUGUAAACAUUUCAUCCGGUUUAAUCGAAUCCUCUUAAGUAUAGUAAUGACAUAAUUUUGAUUCAUUACUGGAUGCUAUGCAAACACUACAUCUGCAAAUCUUUCUGUAUGUCGUGACUUUUUGUGGCCAAAACCAUCAGUGUUGCUCUUCUGCACUUGCAUCGUUGUGUAGCUACCGCUGUUGAAGGCAAGCUUGUCAUAUAGAUAUGUUUUGCCUAUAAUUAUUUAACGUACAGUUUGUCCAUACAGAUUUCAAGUGCCUUCUGAAGCAUAUUAUUUGGGAGCGAUUAGACUAAAUUAAGUCUCUAAGAGCUCUGCUUCAUCAGAGCUUUUAUUUAUUACAGAACAGUUAACCAGGUUUGGCUUUCUUUACCUUCAUGUCUUUCUUCUCUGUAUUUGUCGUCAUCUCUGCUGUGCAGGGAUUUAAUAUAUUGAACAUUUGCGAUCCCAGAGUGAUGAUGUGGUUUCAAUUAGGUUGUCACUACUUUUUUCUGUACUGUGUCCUAUAAAUAUUUUAA